AAUUAUCCUCAUAUGAACAAUAUUUUCUUAUGAACUUGAAUAUGCUACUAACGUAACAGGAAAAUAGUUAUAAAGCUAAGUGGCGUGUAGGUAUGGUUCAUUACAAACAAGGUUGAACAGUGAACACUUGUGUCUGUCACUUAUAUGUGAAUAGUAAGAUAAAUAAGGUCAAAGUUUAUCAGAUAAUUCUUCUGUUAAUGAGUAGUGAGCGUUAGUCAGUGUUUAAUAGUCGUUAAAAUGUCGAGGACAGUGCACGGUGUUUAUAUAACAAUAAUAGUGACUGUUUUAUAUUGUGGUUCAUGCAGUUGUUUACAGUUUAACCAAGAAAAUGUUGUCAACAAGAAGUUUGACAAUGAAUUAGACGCAGAAUCUUUUUUAUUGGUAGAACCUAUAGAAACAAAGAAUUAUGUGGAAAUUAUACCUGAAGAUGAUGUAAUGGUUUCCAAUAUUAAAACUGUGGCAGAACAGGAAAAUGAUAAACAGGCAGAUCGAACGAUACCAUUACGAAAAAAACGGCAAGCGUAUCAAGGCUAUACCCAGCUAUAUCCACAAUUACCAACGGGAACUCCGUAUAAUCCAUAUCAACCACAGCCUAAUUAUAACCCUUCGGCUCCUACCCCAUACACGCAAGGACCGCGGCAAUGGAGUUCAACUAACCACACCUCGUUUGGUCCGGCCCACCCUCCACAACCGGGUUACAAUCCGAAUACAGGGUUUACUCAAACUCAAGGGACUCAUAAUUAUUCGCAACCAGGAUAUCCUAACUACAACAACCAAAAUGGAGGAGCUAAUCACAAUAAUCCACCUUACAACCCAUUCACUAAUCAAUUUGGAACGGUGAAUUCAAGCUAUCCACACAAUAAUUAUAACAGGUCAAACACCCAUUACCCCAACAGUUCGUCGAAUGGGAAAUAUCCAUUCUACAAUCAGACUUUUAACUAUCUACACAAUACUGGCAGCCAUAGACCCCCAAAUGCUACACAUUCUGGUUACCCCAAUCCGUAUCCAGGUGUAGGACCAUCGCUACCCUAUCAGGGUCAAUAUCCGCAUAGCCCAUAUAAUACAACAUUGCCAUCUAGGCCGAACCAGUGGCAACCAAAUUAUCCAGGAUCAAACUAUCCGUCAUCAAAUAAUAGCUUCAAUUCGAACUUUCCAAGAAAUUCGUCUUUUGGACAAUAUCCUCAUAAUCCAACAUCACCAUACGCUAAUAACGUGACGUCACAUUCAAGACCCAAUCAAUGGCAACCUAAUUAUCCAGGGUCGAAUGGACAAUACCCGACCAAUACCAACAUGAAUCCUUAUAAUCCUUCACCAUAUGCUCCUAGGAAUUCCAGCUCCAGCUCACCCUAUGGCAACAACGCGUCUACGCAAUGGCAGCCAAACUAUCCGGGUUCAAAUGGACAAUACCCAAGCAAUACCAACCUGAACCCAAGUUAUCCUUCAUCAAAUUCUAACUAUCCCCAAAAUAACUUUUAUUAUCCCCAAACAAAUAACUCCGCGUAUGAUGACCCCAGAAAAGUGUCACCACAAAGAUUCUCUUAUCAUUAAAAAUGUUUUUUUUUGUUAUUUUUGUCUAAAUAGGCUGAAGUUUGUUUUUGUUUGAAUGUGACUUUGACUUAUUCUAAUGGAUAAAUAAAUGUUUUACCUCAUAAA
This is a messenger RNA of Trichoplusia ni (cabbage looper), 1653 nucleotides long. Its product is annotated as sporozoite surface protein 2-like. NCBI's taxonomy places the organism in Eukaryota, Metazoa, Arthropoda, Insecta, Lepidoptera, Noctuidae. The record is from RefSeq and is a predicted model, not a curated record. The coding region runs from base 238 to 1548 and encodes 436 amino acids. The transcript has a single exon.